CUGAACUGAAGACCCAACAGCAACUGAACACAGCUGGGGUGUUCAGCCCAGGUUUGUGAAGAAACAGCUGCAAAACUACAAGUCCCAGGAUGCCUUUCACUGAACAUGGUGUUUAUAUAGAGUUCAUACCUCAAUGUGAUGGCUGGAGUCUGUUUUCCAUAGGCUCCUGACUAGGUUAAAUAAGGCGGAGCAAAUGGCUCCACCCCAGAAGUGUCUAGAAUUGUAUUUGAGCCAAGCCCCAGGGUGGAGCCGGAACUGACCUUUGUACUUCAUGCUGGUCAAGGUUGGUGGGAACUGGCUGUGCGGUUCUGGAACUGGCUGCCGUCCUGACACGUCUCAGAGCUGCAAGCAGGUACUGCGGUGAGCUGUCAUGGCCUCUCAGCUACUUGGCCUGACAGAAGAGUCUGGCCUGAGCCCUGGGGAGUCUGAACUGGCUGUGAACCCCUUUGACGGGCUUCCCUUCUCUUCCCACUACUACGACCUGCUUGAGCAGCGCCGAGCCUUGCCCAUCUGGGCUGCUCGCUUUGUCUUCUUGGAGCAAUUGGAGAGUAGCCCCAGUGGAGUGGUGAUUGUGUCCGGAGAGCCUGGCUCUGGCAAGAGCACCCAGAUCCCUCAGUGGUGUGCAGAGUUUGCACUGGCUAGGGGAUGCCAGGUAACUGUCACUCAGCCCUACCCUCUGGCAGCCCUGAGCCUGGCCCUGCAGGUUGCUGAUGAGAUGGACCUGACCCUGGGUCAUGAGGUUGGAUACAGCAUCCCCCAGGAGGAUUGCACUGGGCCCCAAACCCUGCUCAGGUUUUGCUGGGACAGGCUGCUUCUUCAGGAGGUGGCCUCAACCCGGGGCACUGGAUCCUGGGAUGUGCUGGUACUGGAUGAGGUUCAAGAGCGGUCAGUGGCCUCAGACUUGCUCCAGGGGCUGCUGCGAGAUGCCAGGCUGGGAAACCUUCCAGGGGACCCCAAAGUGGUGGUGGUCACUGACCCAGCCCUUGAACCUAAGCUCCAAGCCUUCUGGGGCAAUCCUCCUAUUGUACGUGUACCCAGAGGGCCUGGCAGGUGUCCCACUCCCACCUACAGGGACACUGUCCCUCCUGAUCGAGUGGAAGCUGCCUGCCAAGCUGUGCUUGAAUUGUGUCGAAAGGAGGCUCCAGGAGACGUGCUAGUGUACCUGCCCAGUGAGGAGGAAAUUUCCCUGUGCUGUGAAUCCUUGUCCAGGGAGGUAGGGACCUUGGCAAUCCAAGGACCUCCACCACGGGUGCUGCCCCUUCACCCAGGCCAUGGUCAAGCUGUCCAGGCUGUGUAUGAAGACACAGACUCGGGUGCCCGAAAGAUUGUGGUCACUCACUGGCUGGCUGACUUCUCCUUCUCCCUCCCUUCCAUUCGGCAUGUCAUUGACUCAGGACUGGAGCUUCGCAGUGUGUACAAUCCUCAGAUCCGAGCAGAAUCCCAAGUGUUGAGACCAAUCAGCAAGUGUCAGGCAAAGGCAAGACAACUACGGGCAAGAGGGGCCCCUCCAGGAUCCUGCCUCUGCCUGUAUCCUAAGUCCUUCCAAGAGCUAGAAGCUACCCCAUUGCCCCAACCCAGGCUGUGUGAGGAAAAUCUGAGCCCCCUGGUAUUACUGCUAAAGAGGAGACAGAUUGCAGAGCCAGGGGAGUGUCACUUCCUGGACCGGCCUGCUCCAGAAGCACUGAUGCAGGCCCUGGAAGACUUAGACUACCUGGCAGCCCUGGAUGACAACGGACACCUGUCAGACUUAGGUGUCAUCCUAUCAGAGUUCCCUCUGCCCCCUGAGUUGGCCAAAGCCCUGCUGGCUUCAUGCGAGUUUGAGUGUGUGGAUGAGAUGCUCACCCUUGCUGCCAUGCUCACGGCUGCCCCCGGGUUUACCCAUCCUCCACUCUGUGCAGAGGAAGCUGCUUUACGCCGGGCCCUGGAGCAUGCGGACGGUGACCACAGUUCUCUGAUCCAGGUGUAUGAAGCCUUUCUACAGAGUGGAGCAGACAAGGCUUGGUGCCAGGCUCGGGGUCUAAGCUGGGCAGCACUGUGCCAAGCCCAGAAACUUCGAGGAGAACUCCUAGAACUUAUGCAACGAAUUGAACUUCCCUUGUCCCAACCAGCCUUUGGCUCUGAGAAGAAUCGCAGAGACCUUCAGAAAGCACUGGUGUCUGGAUACUUCCUUAAGGUGGCCCAAGACACGGAUGGGACUGGAAAUUACCUGCUCCUAACGCAUAAGCAUGUGGCCCAGCUCUCCCCAUCCUGCUGCUACCGAAGCCGCCGGGCUCCAGCCAGGCCCCCACCGUGGGUGAUUUACCACAGUUUCUCCAUUUCCAAAGACAAUUGCCUUUCCAUUGUUUCUGAGAUUCAACCACAGAUGCUGGUGGAGUUGGCCCCUCCAUACUUCCUGAGUAACCUGCCUCCCAGUGAAAGCAGAGACUUCCUGGACCAGCUGAGGGAAGAAAUGACAGAUUCUUCAACAGAGAGUGAAUCCUCCUCCACCCAAGAAUUUAGAGAUGCCUGUGUCCUGCAGUGACCUGCCUAAGGAAUGGAGCAGAUCUCAUCUCAUUGUAUUCAAUACUUCCUUACUCUGGCACCAAGGCAACCAGCCAGAUUUAAAAGCCGGAAGUUGCCCCGCGGGUGUGGCUUAGAAGUUGAGUGUAGACCUAUGAACCAGGAGGUCUAAGUUCGAUUUCCAGUCUGGGUAUGUGCCCAGGUU
Molecule: messenger RNA, 2704 nt
Organism: Myotis davidii
Lineage: Eukaryota; Metazoa; Chordata; Mammalia; Chiroptera; Vespertilionidae
Gene: DQX1
Product: DEAQ-box RNA dependent ATPase 1
Exons: 12
Coding region: 371-2521 (716 amino acids)
Cellular component (GO): intracellular anatomical structure; spliceosomal complex
Molecular function (GO): RNA binding
Source: RefSeq, a predicted model, not a curated record